This is a messenger RNA of Auanema sp. JU1783, 1287 nucleotides long. Lineage: Eukaryota; Metazoa; Nematoda; Chromadorea; Rhabditida; Rhabditidae. The record is from the annotation of a GenBank genome assembly.
AUGGCAACUGCACCAUCUAAUAAGGAUGAAGCCCCAUUACUACAUAGGAUCGAGGGCCGUCGUAUUACAGUUGGUCGAGAGCAAACGGGACAUUCAAGCAUGAGGACAGCAAUUUUAGUUUGGUUGACUUUACAGAAUAGCAUUCAUACCUUACUCAUUAGGUAUUCACGUGCUAGAGAAGUUGAGGAAAUGUUCUUGUCUACUGUAGCAGUUUUCUUAACUGAAGUGAUAAAAGCUGUUAUAUGUUUGUGUCUAGUAGCAAAAGAAGAAACACCUCGAAAGUUCGCAAGAGCUCUCGUGAAUCAAGUAGUUAGACAGCCUAGGGAUACUUUGAAGGUCUGUAUACCGGCCAUGAUCUACAUAGUUCAGAAUAAUUUGUUCUACGUUGCUGCAUCUCAUCUUGAUGCUGCAACUUUCAUGGUUACGUAUCAAUUGAAAAUCCUUACUACUGCUGUCUUCACGGUUCUCGUUCUUCACCGUAAACUUUCUGUUCAGCAAUGGGGAGCUUUACUAUUCCUUUUUGCUGGAGUCGCGAUCGUACAAUACGAUCAGAAGAUGUCCAAUGAUCGUGAGCGUUUAGCUAAACUAAACAAUGCUUUGGAAACUACACAUCUUCCUAUCAAUCUCACAACGGUAGCUCCUCCACCAACAACAAUUUCGAUGACAAUGAGUACAUUAUUGAAAGAUGGAAUGGAAUCGUUCUCCGAGACGCGAACAAAGCGAGAAGUUAAUGAUGAGCAAAAUUCUAUUGUUGGAUUCCUCGCUGUUCUUGUUGCUUGUUUCCUUUCUGGCUUCGCAGGAAUUUAUUUCGAAAAGAUCCUCAAAGAUUCUGAUGUCUCAAUUUGGAUCAGGAACAUUCAACUUGCCCUACCAUCCAUCGUUUUUGCCUUGCUCUUCGCUUUCGUCAAAGAUAAUAGUGUCAUUUUCAAAGAUGGAGUUGAUCCAUGCUCAGUUUUCACAAAUAUGAUGUUUGGUUUUGACUGGGCAGUUUGGGUAACUAUUGGAAUUUCUGCAUUCGGAGGUCUCGUUGUUGCAGUGGUCAUCAAGUAUGCCGACAACAUUCUGAAGGCAUUUGCAACCUCGUUUGCCAUAGUUCUUAACUGUGUUCUUUCCUUCUUCUUGUUCGAUUUCCGCCCUACCGUAUUCUUCUUAGUUGGAGCUACCUUUGUAAUUGGAGCAGUUUUCGUCUAUAGUGUCUAUCCAUAUCGCUCGAAACAUCAGCCAGUGGCUGUUAGUGAGGAAGAUGCUGAACUUAAGGAUAUCAAGUCAACAGAAGGAAGCAAAUAG